UCGCGCGUGCAGCAGGAAGCGUCUCUCCUCGCGUUGCGCAACUUUCACAUUCACAAGCGACAACCUUCAGAAGCGGGGUCGCAACAUUACCGCUCUGUUCCGCCUCCAUUUUUCGGUGCACUUGAAAGCGUUUGCGUGCAGCACACCGCGCGAGAUGGCCGCGUAUAAGCUCGUGCUGAUCCGCCACGGCGAGAGCUGCUGGAACCAGGAGAACCGAUUCUGCGGCUGGUUCGAUGCCGAUUUGAGCGAAACCGGAGUCCAGGAGGCCAAGAGGGGUGGACAGGCCCUGCAAGAUGCGGGUUAUGAGUUUGACAUAUGCUACACAUCUGUGCUGAAGCGUGCCAUCAGGACCCUCUGGCUGGUGCUGGACGGUAUUGAUCAGAUGUGGCUGCCCGUGCAUCGCACCUGGCGUCUGAACGAGCGCCACUACGGCGGCCUCACAGGCCUCAACAAAGCCGAGACGGCAGCCAAACAUGGCGAGGCUCAGGUGAAGAUCUGGAGGCGCUCCUAUGACAUCCCGCCUCCUUCCAUGGAUCCAGACCACGACUUCUACACCGCCAUCAGCAAGGACCGCCGCUAUGCUGACUUGACGGAGGACCAGCUUCCCUCAUGUGAGAGCCUGAAGGACACCAUCGCUCGAGCGCUGCCUUUCUGGAAUGAAGAAAUUGUUCCUCAAAUCAAGGAGGGCAAGAGAGUUCUCAUCGCUGCCCACGGCAACAGCCUGCGAGGCAUCGUCAAACACCUGGAGGGUAUGUCAGAGGAAGCGAUUAUGGAGCUGAACUUGCCCACAGGAAUCCCCAUCCUCUAUGAACUGGACAAGAACCUGAAGCCCAUUAAGCCCAUGCAGUUCCUGGGAGAUGAAGAGACCGUCCGCAAAGCCAUGGAAGCCGUGGCUGCUCAGGGCAAAGCCAAGAAGUAGACUGAGACAUUGUACAUAGAUGCCCCCCACAAGCCUCCUUUAAAAUGCAAUUUGAACCUAGAACCAAACCAGUGACCAAUAAUUGAUUUGUUAAUACUCCUGAGUACCGGGACCAUUUUAAGGGGAUAUUUCACCCGAAAAUGAAAUUCCUCAUGUUAGCACAAACCCAUCGGUCUUCUGUGGAACACACAAGGAGAUGUUUUGAACAAUGCUGAGAUGCUGCUCUUUACCAUACAAUGAAAGUGAAUGGUGACAGAUUGAAAGUCCCUGACCUCUCCUUUUGUGUUCUGUGCAAAUACAAAUGUUAUACGGGUUUGAACAACAUGAGGAUGAGAUUGUUGGGUGAACUUUCCCUUUAAGUAAACUUUUUUUUUUUUUUUUUUUCCCAGAAAAAGCCACUUGCAGACUUUACUCUCACUUUAACUGCUUGAGUAUGUAAAUAAUACAUGAAACUGAGCCAGAUUCACACAUUUGAGCUUUAUUUUGUCUCUGUGCUGAAAAUCAACAACCUCACAUUUCAAAUUAGGGCACUUGUGUUUAAUUUGUGAUGGCAUUGCUUUGACAACAGUAUCCAGGCAAUAGCUUAUUAGUGAUUGGGAGGUUAUCUGAAACUGCAUUUUCAAAAUGUGUGUGAUUCAUGCAUAAUGCCGAAGCCCUCUAUCUUUAUAUAUUCUGUGCUUUUAAAGGCACUUCUACAGAACGGUUUUCAUUGAGGAUGCUCAAGAGUCGAGAUGUGAGUUUGAUUGGUGAUUAGCAUCCGAUCAUAUUCCAAUGAGAUUUUUGGAGAUGUUUAUGGAGCGAGAUGGUUUUGUCCUGUGUGUGUGUGUGUGGUAAAUGUCACUGUAAUCCUGCUGUAGUCUGUCAUUUUCACUGUAUUUUAGCCUAAGUUUUGAUAUAUUCCACAAACAGUCACCCCUAUGUGAAUCUGAAAUUAUAUUUUAAUGUUUUGCUCCAGAAAAUGUUAUUUUUCGCAUAUCGUCUCUUCCUUCGCAUAGUAAUUUGGAUUGAAAAUGUUGAUUAUUUUUGCUUGACUGAAAGAUGCUGUUCUGUGUACACUGAAGCGUGUUUAGUGUGCAAUCCUAAUAAAUGUUGGCUAACUUAAGCAGA
Messenger RNA from Xyrauchen texanus (razorback sucker), 2026 nucleotides. RefSeq names its product phosphoglycerate mutase 1. Gene Ontology annotation, biological process: glycolytic process. Lineage: Eukaryota; Metazoa; Chordata; Actinopteri; Cypriniformes; Catostomidae. The transcript is spliced from 4 exons. Bases 155 to 919 code for a protein of 254 amino acids. Gene Ontology annotation, molecular function: intramolecular phosphotransferase activity. The record is from RefSeq and is a predicted model, not a curated record.